Messenger RNA from Eptesicus fuscus (big brown bat), 2203 nucleotides. It is a transcript of the gene AKIRIN1, whose product is annotated as akirin 1. Gene Ontology annotation, cellular component: chromatin; nucleus. The record is from RefSeq and is a predicted model, not a curated record. Gene Ontology annotation, molecular function: transcription coregulator activity. NCBI's taxonomy places the organism in Eukaryota, Metazoa, Chordata, Mammalia, Chiroptera, Vespertilionidae. The coding region runs from base 126 to 701 and encodes 191 amino acids. The transcript has 5 exons. Gene Ontology annotation, biological process: positive regulation of macrophage chemotaxis; positive regulation of myoblast differentiation; negative regulation of skeletal muscle satellite cell proliferation.
CAGCGCCGCUGCCGGGUGCUGGAGGCGCCAUUGGAGCCGGCUUGGCUCGGGAGCUCCGCUGAGCAGGCGGAGGUUGGGCCGCCGUCACAGCCGCGUCGGCUCCUGGUCCCUGGCCCGUCAGCGGCAUGGCGUGCGGGGCGACGUUGAAACGGCCCAUGGAGUUCGAGGCGGCGCUGCUGAGCCCGGGCUCCCCGAAGCGGCGGCGCUGCGCCCCGCUGCCCGGCCCCACUCCGGGCCUCAGGCCCCCGGACGCCGAGCCUCCGCCGCUUCAGAUGCAGACCCCACCGCCGACGCUCCAGCAGCCCGUCCCGCCCGGCAGCGAGCGGCGCCUUCCGACUCCGGAGCAAAUUUUUCAGAACAUAAAACAAGAAUAUAGUCGUUACCAGAGGUGGAGACAAUUAGAAGUUGUUCUUAAUCAGAAUGAAGCUUGUACUUCAGAAAGUCAGCCUCACUCCUCAGCACUCACAGCGCCUAGUUCUCCAGGUUCCUCCUGGAUGAAGAAGGACCAGCCCACCUUUACUCUCCGACAAGUUGGAAUCAUAUGUGAGCGUCUCCUAAAAGACUACGAAGAUAAAAUUCGGGAGGAGUACGAGCACAUCCUCAAUACCAAACUAGCAGAACAAUAUGAAUCUUUUGUGAAAUUCACACACGAUCAGAUUAUGCGACGAUACGGAACACGGCCCACAAGCUAUGUGUCCUGAAGCUUUCUUGCAUAUCUGGGUACCAGGUUUGACCUCAAGAGAUGGCUGCUGUGCACUUUUUGCAACUGGUUUGAUAUCACAUUUCAGCUCCAACUUUGCAUCCUGAGAACACUUAAAGGUUUCUGCAGGUCCAUUUUAUACAACUUGAAAGACCUUAAAACUUUCUGGUUGCCACAAGCAUAUCUUUCUUUUCUGCUCAUCCAAUAAACAGCUGUGCCCUACUGUGAUAGAUUUUCGAAGCAAAAUACCUGGAGCAGCAGUUUUGCAAAAUAUGCCCUCAGUGGCACUCAACAAAUGGAGUUUCCCCAAGCACAUUCUGUAAGAAGUGUGUAUGAGAGUGUAUGUAUAUGUAUGUAUGUGUAUUUUAAGUUAUUAUUUGUAUUGUGCAAAUUUUUUUGAUCUUGGGGAUUCUGGCUGUGAAUUUGAUGCACGACAAUUAUGGUUAAAAACAUUUGCUUGAUCUACAGAAGAUCAUUAAUGUUUUGUGACCAUGUAAGUUGUAACAGUGGGUUGUUUUAUGUGUAGGUAUUGUUAAAUACAGGGACUGUUUUCAGGCACAGAAUAUGAAUCAUACAUUAGGAUGGACAUCAGAUGUGAUUAGAUGACAUAGCAAAGGUCUGUGGUCCUAGGUCUAUAAAUGCGUGGUGAGGAAUUAGAACAAACUGGAGACGGACCAUUUGACACAUGGAAUCUGCCUAGCUGUAUUGGAAAGAUACUUUGACUCCAAGCCUUAAAAUACCCAUGUGGAGUCUGUGCUCACCUCAUCCACACAGAGAGCUCCCUGGACACUGAACCUCUAAAAAGAAAAAGUCUCCCCUAGAGCAGGAGCAUCAGGGUUUUCUUGGGAGCACAGACCAGGUGAGCAUGGGCUGGGGCUGGGCCAGGCCCGGCAGCACUGCUACUUGGGAGGAGCCACCUCACCUUUGUGUCAGUUAUUACAUACAGAUUUGGAUCCUUUGGUCAGCUUCUCCCAAAUUCUUUUAAGAGGUGUCCAUGUUCAACUGCUUGAGCUUUGUUUUGGCAACCCCCUGCCCAAAGUUGCUUACAGACUGUUCUUCACCUUGUUUUCAAGGCUGAGGAACAGAAAGUAGCCUCUGUUUUGAGGAGGUGGAAGUUAAGUAUACAUUUAUUUUUUACUGUGACUUGUUCAGGACCACAUUUUACAAAUGCCUUGUUUCGUUUAUUAUUGUUUCUGGAAAGGAAAGUUCUAUUAAAAUUGUUUUAGUUUGAAUAUAGAAUAGUUUUUUUAAUUACAGCUUAUUUUGAAAAAUCUGAGUGUAAUUAAAAUGUAUGCCAAUACCUUCCAAAGUAAGGUAAUAUUCAGAGACAGUUCUGAUCAGAUGGCUUAGAGAUAAUUUCUGGAAUAUUCACAUUGGAAGAUUCCUUAUUAAUGAAUGUCUUUGACUUAAAUCUAACCAAAAACUGCAACGUUAUUCUUUGUACAUUUUCAUUAUAUAGUGUUAACAAGCUUAGUUGCAAACAAAUAAAAUACUCAAGCUAUU